UUUAGAUAGUUUAGUAUAAUCAUUGUCUUUUGAUAUAUAGUAAUGGCCAAUUUGUGUAAUGUACUUUUGCUCCUUUGAUUUUUAAGUCAACAUUUAUAUUAUUAACAUGAGCUUAUUUGAUUUAAUGAAGAGAAAAACUGGCAGUGAGCAGCAAAUAAAUCUCUAGUCAGCAGGUUUGGACAUCUAGGCUAAUUUCACUUUAUACUAGUGGUAAAGUCAACCGCUGUGACCACUAACCUUCAUAAAGUAUUAAGAAAUACAAUUCUUUACUUUCAGGAUGAUAGGCCUGAUAAUGAGUCUCAAAGUCCGCAAGUGGGUAACAAAACUGUCCGUUUUACGAACAUUCAGGAUACAUUGAAAAAUGUUAGAAAGGAACUAGCGAUGGAAACAGCCGGAAAUAUAGCCCAACAAUUCACCCCGACACUUGGGCAGUAUGUCAGCGGGUUUGGGAUUAAACCAAACGCAAUCGACAAAACGUUGCGCAUUUAUGCGGCGAAAUGUGUUGAACUAUGUUGGUUGAUGGCUGUAUGUGAUCCGCCAAUGGCUUUAUCCGAAGAUAAAAUUGGCAACCCAUACGACUUUAACAUCUAUAAACCUUACACCAGGUCCAUGAAGGAUUUGAAAAACCCAGUUUUAAAAUUAGCCAUAUGGCCAGCUCUUCGCCUUCAUCUUGGAGGGAGUUUAGUCGCUAAAGGAGUUGCCCAGCCAGGAGAAGGAAAAUCAAAGCAAUAAACUUGCACACACGUACAUAUAACUGUGAAAUCACAGUCAUUGUUAAAUAGUAUGUAUAAUACGUGAGGUAUUUCCUUUGGAUUGCUGUGUGUAUAUUUAUCAUUCGGUCAUUUCAUUUUUCGAUUGACCUGGAGUUCAAUUACUUGCAAGAAAAAAUAGCAGGAAUUUAAAUAGUCAGCAAAAGCAAUAUUAUAUUGUUUCUUGUUGGUUAGAUGUUUCUUGUUCAAACAAAUACAGAAAAAUGUACUUUAUAGAAAUAACGCGGGGCAAUACACACCCAAAUGAAAAUGUGUUUGAGUAAUUAAUCAAAACUUGUCUUUUAAUUAGGGGAAGAUAGUUAUUCACUUGACCGAAAUAUGUUUUAUCUUAAUUAUUUUUGUACUCAAUACUCAAUACAAUUGGGUGCAUUUUUUACUCUUCCCUUAUUUUGUUGUACAUCAGUCUUCAUAAGGCAUUUGAACCGCAGGGCAAGGCAAAUUUUGACCUCGGGGUCAUCGUUAAUAUAACUUUGUAGAAGACUUUAAAUUGAUGCUACAUAACAAACAUCUAAGGUGUUGCAAAUAUUGACCCUAGUGACAUGCUUUGGUAGUCUUGUUGAGGUCAACAAGACAUUACCAGAUGCCGAAUAUCUAUUCUCUUUGUACUUUUGUUUCAUACAAUAGACUGCACUAUUUUCCUAAAUAAGUCUUUAUAAAUCGAAUGGUCCCCAGGGAGGUGACAAUAUUGACAUAUAUUGUAUAAAAAGAUCCUAACAAGGUUUCAUGCCGAGAUAUUUCACGGUGUGUUCACAGAUCGAGAAAUAAUAAAGUAAUGCAUACAUCCUUUAAGCACAUGAUACCAAUCUGAAAAUUUAAAAUUGCAAGGCCUCUCAUUAUGAUUCAUAAGCAUAUGUUUAAUCAUAAUAUUUUUCCUCCUUGUAGUAUAUAUCAUGUUGUGUGAUGUUAUAU
Messenger RNA from Ruditapes philippinarum (Manila clam), 1679 nucleotides. RefSeq lists its product as uncharacterized. The record is from RefSeq and is a predicted model, not a curated record. Bases 382 to 732 code for a protein of 116 amino acids. The transcript has 2 exons. NCBI's taxonomy places the organism in Eukaryota, Metazoa, Mollusca, Bivalvia, Venerida, Veneridae.